Molecule: messenger RNA, 2721 nt
Organism: Papilio machaon (common yellow swallowtail)
Lineage: Eukaryota; Metazoa; Arthropoda; Insecta; Lepidoptera; Papilionidae
Product: CUGBP Elav-like family member 1
Exons: 13
Coding region: 159-1703 (514 amino acids)
Biological process (GO): mRNA splice site recognition; regulation of alternative mRNA splicing, via spliceosome
Cellular component (GO): ribonucleoprotein complex; cytoplasm; nucleus
Molecular function (GO): mRNA 3'-UTR binding
Source: RefSeq, a predicted model, not a curated record
CGCUUUUCGUAUAGUUCGCGCAACACGUGGUCGCGCGUCAAAACUUUUGUGAACGGUUUUUCGGUACCGCGAAGUUGAUCCGAUGCGUCCGAUCUGUAUAUGUGUGCAAGUGUUUUGUUUAGUGUUUUAAGUACAGUGUUUUACAUGUUUCAUGUUAUAUGUUACAAAUAGGUUCUUCAUCAACCGUCAAGCUGGCUCACAUAAAUUUUACGCAGUACAUGGGAGACAUGGAGGUGCAGGAUUAUAAGGCUUUAACAGGAGUUACUGACAGUGGGAUUACAAUGAGCAUUAGCAACAAUAACAACAACACGAGUAUAAACAACAACAACAAUGACGAGAAAUCCGAAAUGCCAGAUCCCGAUUACAUUAAGAUGUUCGUGGGGCAAGUGCCGCGGAGUAUGGACGAGAACGACCUGCGGCAAAUGUUCGAGGAGUUUGGCCGAGUGCACCAGAUCAACGUGCUGCGGGACAAGAUGACAGGCGCGAGUAAAGGGUGCUGUUUUGUGACGUUUUUCACGCGGAAAGCGGCAUUGAAAGCACAGGAUGCUUUGCACAAUAUCAAAACUCUAAGCGGGAUGCAUCAUCCAAUCCAGAUGAAACCGGCUGACAGCGAAAACAGAAAUGAACGCAAACUCUUCGUAGGCAUGUUAAACAAGAAGUUGUCCGAGAAUGACGUGCGGGCGCUGUUCGCGGGGCACGGCGCGAUCGAGGAGUGCACCGUGUUGCGCGACGCUCAGGGCCAGAGCAAGGGCUGCGCGUUCGUCACCUUCGUCUCCAAGCAGGCCGCAAUCGCCGCUAUCAAGGCUCUACACCACAGUCAAACGAUGGAGGGAUGUUCAGCACCGCUUGUCGUCAAGUUUGCGGACACUCAGAAGGAGAAAGAACAGAAGAAAUUACACGCAAUGCAGGCGAGCCUGUGGAGUCUGACGACACCGGUCAGCCCCGCGGCGUAUCUCGCGUCUGAGGCGGCGCUGUCACCCGCCACGCAACUGCAGCUGCUGCAGCAACUGCAGGCGGUUGGAUUGCAGCAACAGUUGUUGCAGGGUCAGGGCUCCACGCUGCUACAAGGUGUUAACUAUCAGGAUAUCGGUUUCAAUGGCGCAGGGCUGAGCGGGGGCACAGUGGGCGGUGUAGGCGGCGUGGGCGAGCAGCUGGGUGGACUUCUGGCGCCAGUGUCGGUGCAGAAUCUGGCCGCGCUGGCUGCGAUGACGCAGCCUGUGGUGACGCAAGCGGCGCCCAUCGCGCCCGCCGCCGCGCCACAACCCGCACCGCCGCAGUUGUGUCUUCUCGGGAAGACUAACAUCACAGGGUCGACGGCGGAGCCGCUGAGCUCAGCGUACGCGGCGCAGUUCGGGUCAGCGUUCGCGGCCGCGCCGCUCGGCUCCGUGCUCGGCUCGGCCGCCGCCGCCGCUGCCGGUAAGCAAGUCGAAGGUCCAGAAGGUGGUAACCUGUUCAUCUAUCACCUGCCGCAAGAGUUCACCGACACGGACCUGGCGUCCACGUUCCUGCCCUUCGGCCACGUGAUAUCGGCCAAAGUGUUCAUAGACAAGCAGACCAACCUUUCAAAGUGCUUCGGGUUCGUCUCGUAUGACAACGCCGCCUCCGCGCAGGCCGCCAUACAAGCCAUGAACGGCUUCCAAAUAGGUACAAAGAGACUUAAAGUUCAAUUGAAACGUUCUAAAGAACUAUCGAGACCGUACUAGAAUAUUCCAGAACUUGUUCCUAGUGAAUUUAUAAAAAGAGAUAACAAAAAAUAUAAACUAUGCAAAGAGGUUGUAAGUUUUUGAACGUUUGUUGUGAUGUAUCCGGUGCACGCGAACUGACGCUAGCUCAUAAGUCCGUUUCGUUCGAAAACGCGAGUCCACGUGCACAGUUGUUAUGUAAUAAGUAUAAAGGUUAAGGUUUGUGUCAAAGGAUUUAUCGUUUCCAAAGUAUUCCCCAAAUUCAUUUAUUAAUAUAAUAAUUAAUUUUUAAAAGUUUAUAAGUUUUUAGUCACUUUAAGCGUAAGUUGAAUGCGUUUAAAAACAAUAGCGAUUUGCGAACUCCAAAGAGCUGGUAUAAAUGUUGUUUUUAAAGGCGAUUUUGAAAUAUAUAACUAUCAAAGAGUAAAGUGUCAUAUUGUAAAAUAAGAGACGUAUUUUAUCACCCAAAGCUUAUGCAAAGAACUAACUGGGUUAGGUUUUUUUGUUUUCUAUUUAUUUAAUUAUACAGACGGGAUAGGUAUAUCUUAAUUUUUCAUAGUAGCUUAUGUUACCAUAUGUGUAAAUGAGAAAUAGGUCAAUUUGAGGCCAUUAUCAGUUGCACUCUGUCAUUUUUGUUUGGAUUAAUUAGAGAUUAAAGAUUAGAUGGUAUUUGAAGGUGAUCUCAAAGCGAUCAAUGUAUUUAUUGUUUACCAGAUUGUUGUCGAUAGCGUACUUAACUAUGUCUGUUAGGAUUAAUAUGUAUCCGUUCAGUUUGUAAUAGUUAAACAACAUGUAUUAAGUUUUUAAUAUGCUAAGGAAUAUUUUUCCUAUGUUUCGUAAACGAUUCCCAUACAAAAUGUGUCAGUUACCUACAAAAUAAUGUAUAAUUUUACGACACAUGUCGAAAAUAAGCACAAUCCUCUAUAUGACUUAAAUUUUAAUAAAUGUAAAUUGACUUAAAAACAAACUUUGCGCUUUUUCCAUGAUCAUAGACAAUUAAAUUUUUCACAUCAUGUUCAUAGAUGGCGCUUAAAAACUA